UAGAGAAUGAGUAAACGGCGCAUGCGCACUACGUUCUGCCUCUUUGGACCUCCGUCUCCACUGAAACGAUGGCCAAGCGCACCAAGAAGGUGGGGAUUGUUGGUAAAUAUGGCACGCGUUAUGGCGCGUCGCUGAGGAAGAUGGUGAAGAAGAUCGAAAUCUCUCAGCAUGCUAAAUACACUUGCUCUUUCUGUGGCAAGACCAAGAUGAAGAGGAGGGCAGUUGGUAUCUGGCACUGUGGGUCCUGCAGAAAGACUGUGGCUGGUGGCGCUUGGACGUACAACACAACGUCUGCUGUCACAGUCAAGUCAGCAAUCAGGAGACUGAAGGAACUGAAGGACCUGUAAACCAGUGCACAGCUGGUGGAUUUGGGACUUUUGUUUUCUAUUUCAGCCCAACUGGACAUCAAUAAAUAAAAAGUCUGGAUUGGA
Molecule: messenger RNA, 431 nt
Organism: Cyprinodon variegatus (sheepshead minnow)
Lineage: Eukaryota; Metazoa; Chordata; Actinopteri; Cyprinodontiformes; Cyprinodontidae
Gene: rpl37a
Product: ribosomal protein L37a
Exons: 4
Coding region: 69-347 (92 amino acids)
Biological process (GO): translation
Cellular component (GO): ribosome
Molecular function (GO): structural constituent of ribosome
Source: RefSeq, a predicted model, not a curated record